GGCGCUUGCACAUCCGGGUGGCUCUCUGCUCAUCAAUCGCAAUCCGCCUCCCCUGCGGUCUCGAGUGGGGAGCUCUGUGCAGAAGAAAGCGCCGAAUCCCGGAGCUCCGCCGGCGUCUUAUCGGGACUCUGAGGCGCUGCUUGCCCCGCACAGGCCGCACAUGCCGCGGACUCCGCCGGUUGUGCACGGCGCCAAGCGCUCACCGUCGGUGCGACAUCUCCGCGCUGAGGUAGCAUCUCAGGCUAACGUUAGCUAACAACAUCGAUCUCUCCUACUCCACCCCCCAUCUCUCUCUCUCUCUCUCCCUCUCCCUCCCUCUCUCCCUCUCUCUCUCCCCCCCUCUCUCUCUCUAUCUCUCUCUCUCUCUCGCCUGCCGAUCUGUCACCGCAGCUGCUGAUUGAUAACACCGGACCACCGAGCGGGAUCUCCCCCCUUGUCCCGGCUGGCGCAGGAAGCUCACAUUUUGGAUUUAGGGCCCGAAAUCAGAGUGGCUUCGGAGUUUUAACCCGUGACAUUUUGAUUACUACGAACCCCUCCUCUUCCUCCUCUUCCUCCUCUGUGGCCUUUCAGGGCUCAGUGUUGAUGAAAUCCAUUGAUUUAUGCUAACCAGCGGUUGUCUCUUCUCUCGUCUACCUCAGCGGCCCCGAUGCCACCCCUUCCCCGUCUCUAACCUCAGCUGUGCUAUCAUCCCUCCCUGAUCCACCGAGCCCCACCGGCUCUGCUGCCACUGACAAGCCGGCCGAAGAGCGCAGCUGGGCGGGCACUGACAGCGGCGUACCCCGGCAGGCCCCUCCGGGUCUCCACCUCCCUCUCUCCUCUCCUGUCUGUCUGACUCCGCUCGCCUGAGGGGGAAGCUAACCGGCUGCCCCCGUUCGAUUUGACACGGACAGACAAAAUCAUCUCGUUAUCGGUCUGCCCCCGCUACCCCUCUCACCCCCUACCCCCCACCCUCACCCCCGCCCCGUACGCCGCCCACACCGCCCCGAGUUGACCUCCGCACGGAUCUCGCCACACUCGCAGCGGCCGAGCCACGGGUCUCGCCAUGCCGGGUCCAGCGGCCGGUAGCAAGUCCCGUGUGUACGCAGAUGUCAACACGCUGAAGAGCCGGGAGUAUUGGGACUACGAGGCCCACGUCCCCAGCUGGAGCAACCAGGAGGACUACCAGCUUGUUCGUAAACUGGGCAGAGGGAAGUACAGCGAAGUGUUUGAGGCCAUCAACAUCACCAGUAAUGAGAAGGUGGUGGUUAAGAUCCUCAAGCCGGUCAAGAAGAAGAAGAUCAAGAGGGAGAUCAAGAUCUUGGAGAACUUGCGAGGAGGGACCAACAUCAUCCGACUAGUGGACACAGUCAAAGACCCUGUGUCCAGAACUCCAGCGCUGGUCUUUGAAUGCAUCAAUAACACAGACUUCAAGGAGUUGUAUCAGAAGUUGACAGAUUUUGAUAUCCGUUUCUACAUGUAUGAACUACUGAAGGCUCUGGACUACUGUCACAGUAUGGGCAUCAUGCACCGUGACGUCAAACCCCACAAUGUGAUGAUCGACCACCAGAUGAGAAAGCUCCGUCUUAUAGACUGGGGUUUGGCCGAGUUCUACCACCCUGCACAGGAGUACAACGUCAGGGUGGCCUCACGAUACUUCAAAGGACCCGAACUCCUGGUGGACUACCAGAUGUAUGAUUACAGUCUAGACAUGUGGAGCUUGGGCUGUAUGCUGGCCAGUAUGAUCUUUCAGAAAGAGCCCUUCUUCCAUGGACAGGACAACUAUGACCAGUUGGUGCGGAUCGCCAAGGUUCUUGGAACAGACGAGCUGUUUGGCUACUUGCGCAAAUACCACAUCGAACUGGACCCGCGCUUCAAAGACCUGCUGGGACAGCAGAGCAGGAAGCGCUGGGAGCAGUUUGUGCAGACGGAGAACCAACACCUGGUCAGUCCUGAGGCGCUGGACCUGCUGGACAAGCUGCUGCGCUACGACCACCAGCAGAGACUGACAGCCACAGAGGCCAUGGAGCACCCCUACUUCUACCCAGUAGUGAAGGAGCAGUCUCUGUCGAACUCGGACAACAACAUGGUUUCCAGUGGCAACACUACAGCCCGAUGAAACACAGAGGAAGAAGAGGAAGGAUGUUUGUUACCUCAACUUUGUACCCGGUUGUGACAGUAACUUUGACAAGUGUACAGUGACAAUGGAUCAAAGUAACGCUGACCAGUUACACACUCACAGAUAUGUGCUUAAGGACACACGGACACACACACACACACACAUACACAUACACAUACAUACACACACAGCUAUAGACACACAUGCAGACACUUACACUUACUUACAUACAUACAACCUCCUCCUCUGUAUCAGUCUGUGAUUGGCUUGUCCUGGUUCCCUGUCAAGCAGCCUGACCAAUGAGCUUGAAGCUGUCUCUCUCUCUUUCUCUCUCUCUCUCUCUAUAUCUCUCUCUUCCUGUCUCUCUCUCUCUGCCCCCAUCCCACUUCUCUGUCCCAACUCAGCCUCAUGUAGGUCGACAAGGAAAAGCUACUUUUAAAGACAAUUCAUCCCAUCUCUCUCUCUGUCUCUCUGUCUCUCUCUGUCUCUCUCUCUCUCUCUCAUCCCCAGCUCCCUCCCUCCAUCCCUCCUUCAUGUCCAGCCCUCUUUGUUUGAAUCAGCAUGGAGAAUGAACAGGAGUGUGAGCCUGUGCAACAACAAACCCCUCCUCCCCUCCCCUCCCCCGUCCCUUCAUCAUCCAUCCAUCAUUCAUCCAUCCCUCCGUUUGUCUGUCUGUCCCAUCCUGACCCGUGUGCCCCCUCCCCCCCACCCCCCCGACAGACAGACAGACGUCUUAACACUACUCCAGUUCUGACAGUGGCAUGGUGGACUCUCUAGAUAGAAUGAUGAUGACGAUGAUAAUAAUAAUAAUAAUAAUAUUAAUGACAAAUAAAUGAUUUUUAUUUAGAUGAA
Myripristis murdjan (pinecone soldierfish) is the source of this 2947-nucleotide messenger RNA. RefSeq names its product casein kinase 2, alpha prime polypeptide b (gene csnk2a2b). The coding region runs from base 1043 to 2095 and encodes 350 amino acids. Lineage: Eukaryota; Metazoa; Chordata; Actinopteri; Holocentriformes; Holocentridae. Gene Ontology annotation, biological process: peptidyl-serine phosphorylation; peptidyl-threonine phosphorylation; regulation of chromosome separation. Gene Ontology annotation, cellular component: cytosol; protein kinase CK2 complex; nucleus. The record is from RefSeq and is a predicted model, not a curated record. The transcript is spliced from 12 exons. Gene Ontology annotation, molecular function: ATP binding; protein serine/threonine kinase activity.